This is a messenger RNA of Galleria mellonella (greater wax moth), 1321 nucleotides long. RefSeq names its product protein-L-isoaspartate(D-aspartate) O-methyltransferase (gene Pcmt). The transcript has 5 exons. Gene Ontology annotation, molecular function: protein-L-isoaspartate (D-aspartate) O-methyltransferase activity. The coding region runs from base 155 to 715 and encodes 186 amino acids. The record is from RefSeq and is a predicted model, not a curated record. Gene Ontology annotation, cellular component: cytoplasm. Gene Ontology annotation, biological process: protein modification process. NCBI's taxonomy places the organism in Eukaryota, Metazoa, Arthropoda, Insecta, Lepidoptera, Pyralidae.
UGUCAUAUUUCUAUUUGAAUCUGUUUUUUUCUCAUAUUUGACAUUUUUAUAUCUAUCUAUCAAUUUCUAACAAUUUCUUUUAUAUAAAUUAACAAGUGGGAUUAAGAAGUUGUUCAUGGGAUAAAUUUUUCUUGUGAACAUAAUUCCAUCCAAUAUGGCUUGGAGAAGUCAUGGGGUAAACAAUGCAGAUAUGGUUCGAAAUUUACGAGCGAAUGGGAUUAUAAAAUCAGAUGCUGUAGCGAAUGCAAUGAUGGCAGUUGAUCGAAAAAAUUACUGUCCUUAUGCUCCAUACCAUGAUUCACCUCAGUCUAUUGGAUAUUCUGCUACUAUCAGUGCACCUCAUAUGCAUGCUCAUGCAUUAGAGAGAUUAAAAAAUCAAUUGACUCCUGGUGAGAAGGCACUGGAUGUAGGCUCAGGGAGUGGCUACCUGACAGCAUGCAUGGCUGUUAUGCUGGGAGAAAGUGGAAGAGUAGUGGGCAUUGAACACAUACCAGAACUAGUAAAUUUAGCAACAAAAAAUAUAAAAAAUGAUAAUUCGAACCUACUUACAGAAAGAAUAAAAUUGAUUGUUGGUGAUGGGAGACAAGGCUAUCCUUCUGAAGCACCUUUCAAUGCAAUUCAUGUCGGAGCUGCUGCACCCAAUUUACCCCAAACUACAGAUAGUUCCACUGAUGAAAUCUACAGACAGAUGGUGCAUCACACUUUGAGCCCUUAACAUUACUAUUUGUGGGUGAGACAGUGAGGGCAAGCAAAUUAUGGGGGCACAUCACCCUCACACUGUGUUGUAUAUGAGAUGUUAGAACAAGUUAUAGAAUUGGAAUUUGGCCUAUGUUUGUGAAGAAGCAGCAUUCAUCACUGCCCCAGACUACUUGUGCAUGUUUAGCUCUGGAUUCUUGCAGUACUUCUUCUUUACCAGAUGCCUUUCCUGUUUGUAACUUCUAGCAUGGCUUGUAAUGCAAUGCAUAGUAUAGAGUGGAUCCUGAUACAUCCAACUUGGAUGGCCAACAGAGAAAUCAGGAUGGAACCUGCGACUAUAAGGAGUCAUCGAAAAUAGAUUUAGGCAGGUGCCAAUCCAACAAUUAUUAUUGACCAAUUGAGAAUACAUUGUCCAAAAUGACUGUCCCUUGAAGAUAACUGAAACAAAUGAUACAAAUAUGCCAGAAAGAGGUAGCAUACUGUGAAAUAGACAAGCGAAAGUAUAAUAGAAAUGUAAAAAGUGUAUAACUUAAUUAUAACAGCAUCAGCACUAUUGAUUGAUGUUCAGUGUUACCACAAUUUAUAUUUUUACCCACUAUACAAUUUGUUCAUAAUAUAUUUUGUU